AUGACUUCAUCCAGCACAGGUCCAGAAGUCCAGAUCACCGUGUUGCACUACAACAUGAACUUGAAGGGAGCCACCACCAACCACAGACGGUUGAGGUCAAGUCAGCAGCGUAGUGGAUUUGUUGUCUUCCUUCUCUCUGUACAAGUGAUACAGGGUCAGGAUGGCUGGGGAGUGACUUACACCUCUACUCAGAUCUGUGCUGUUAAAGGAUCAACAGUGAUCAUACCCUGCAGCUACAGAUACCCAUACAGAUGGAAAAGCAGUGUUACUAGAGUUCAGAGAAAAUUUUGGUUUACUAAAAUUAAUAAUACUGAACCUGUAGAUCUGACAACAGACUCAGAAUAUUCAGGUCGUGUGCAGUACAGUUAUAAAAACAAGGACUGCACUCUGAGAAUCUCAGACCUGAGAGAGAGAGACUCAGCUGUGUAUGAGUUCAUUUUCACAACAAACCAAGAAGGUGGAAGAUAUACCGGUUCACCUGGAGUCACUUUGUCUGUCACAGCAGAUCCAGGUCUCCAGUUGAGCAGACAGUAUUCUAACAGGCUGGAGUGUCAGAGCAGUUGUCGUCUACCUAAUAAUCCUUCCUAUGUCUGGUACAAGAAUGGACAGGAAAUUCAGACACAAACAUCUUAUUAUUUAUACCCUGUGUAUUAUUCAGACAGCUAUUCCUGUGCUCUUCAAGGAUAUGAAGAUUUCCCAUCUCCUUCAGUGUGUGUCCAAGGUGAAUCCUGCUACAGAGUGACGUACACUGACAGAAGCAUCUGUGCCUCCAAAGGCUCUUCAGUGAACAUUUCUUGCUUGUACAACAGCUACAAUUAUCCUGACAAAUCAACAUUGUGGUUCAGUCGUGAGCGUAAUCAUGGAGGGCAGAAUCCUCCCCAGCCUGAAGACCUUAGUACAGACUCCCAGUAUACAGGUCGUGUUCAUGUUGAAACAGAGAGAGGAUUCUCCACUCUGAGAAUCUCUGACCUGAGAGAGAGAGACUCAGCUGAGUAUCACUUCAAGUUCAUAACACCAAGAUUUGAAUGGAGGAGUAGUUUACCUGGAACAACUCUGACUGUCACAGCUCUGCAGGUGCAGGUGAUCAGAGUAGCAGUCUAUCAGUCUCAGAUCUAUGCAGAGCUGAAGUGUCACAGCAGCUGCAGUCCAGCUGGUCGUCUCCCCUAUGUCUGGUUCAAGAACGGAAAACACAUUACUUCGGUGGAGACAUCUACUUAUAAAGGCUGGUUUUCUCUCAGAGACAUAAUCUAUUGUGCUUUAAAAGGACAUGAGAAGUUCCCCUCUCCUUCAGUGUAUGCUCCAAAUCUUCCCUCUGUGUCAGUGAGUACCUCUGCUGAGAUAGUGGAGGGCAGUUCAGUGACUCUGACCUGUAGCAGUGAUGCUAACCCAGCAGCUAAAUACACCUGGUACAAGGAGAAUGGAAAUCUAAACCUUCAACGUCAACCACAGCUCGUCUUCAGCUCCAUCCAGUCCUCUGACUCUGGACAGUAUUCCUGUACAGCUGAGAACAAGCUGGGGAGGAGGACAUCUCAAUACACGCAUAUUGAUGUGAAAUAUGGUCCAAAGCUUCCCUCUGUGUCAGUGAGUCCCUCUGCUGAGAUAGUGGAGGGCAGUUCAGUGACUCUGACCUGUAGCAGUGAUGCUAACCCAGCAGCUAAAUACACCUGGUACAAGGAGAACCAAACACUGAUUCAAGGACAACAACCAAUCUACCAUUUCAGUUCCAUCAGAUCUGAGGAAAGAGGGAACUAUUACUGCAAGUCUGAGAAUCAACACGGACAGAUCAACUCUACAUCUCAAUUUAUAGAUGUCCAGUAUGGUCCAAAGCUUCCCUCUGUGUCAGUGAGUCCCUCUGCUGAGAUAGUGGAGGGCAGUUCAGUGACUCUGACCUGUAGCAGUGAUGCUAACCCAGCAGCUAACUACACCUGGUACAAGGAGAAUGAAGACUCACCAAAAGCAUCAGGACAGAUCUUCACCAUCACUGACUUCAGAGCUGAACACAGUGGGAAUUAUUACUGUGAAGCCCAGAACAGAAGAGGAAGUCAGAACUCCACCUUACAUCUGAUUGUUGUAGCAGGUUCAAUGAAAUCAGUAGCUGCUGGAUCCAUCACUGCUAUUUUCCUGGCUAUCAUAUUCCUCUGUGCUUUCCUAUUUAUUAGAAGAAAGAGGUCCUGGAAACGAACCAGCGAGCCUGGAGCGAGACCAGACAAACAAGCUCAGGGUUCAGUGUAUGACAGCCCUUCAGCUCCAGUCCAGAGAACUCCAGCAGAGCCACACGAAGACCUUUGCUAUGCCAGCGUGAGCUUCUCUAAAAACCAGGAAGAUGCUCUCUACUCCAACAUCAGGCUAGCUCAGCCCCACAGACACAAGGAGGAAGAGGAGGACGAAGACGUGGAGUACACUACUGUCAACUUUACGAGUUCCAGUGCUACCGCAGAAUCAGGAAAUCAAGAGGCUGUGGAUAAUUUAUAUGAACUGUAAAGCACAGUCAGCAAACACCCAAGAGUUUGAACACAACACAAAUCUUUGGUCUUUUAGCAGUGUUCACGCAAAUCAACACACAUUUAUGAAUAUUAAGAUUGAGAAUUUAGCAUUGUUAUAACAUGCAGCAUUGGGUCAUUUCUUUUUUUAAAGAUUAUUUUUUGGGCAUUUUUUAGCCUUUAUUUGACAGGACAGAUGAAGACAUG
Perca flavescens (yellow perch) is the source of this 2687-nucleotide messenger RNA. RefSeq names its product sialoadhesin. The coding region runs from base 1 to 2481 and encodes 826 amino acids. The record is from RefSeq and is a predicted model, not a curated record. The transcript is spliced from 13 exons. NCBI's taxonomy places the organism in Eukaryota, Metazoa, Chordata, Actinopteri, Perciformes, Percidae.